UCAAAAAAAUUUUCGACGGAAGCGGUUGUGUUAGCGGAAAGUUGUGUUUUUUGGCUUCGCGUUCGUUCGUUGCAGAGCCUUCCAUGGAAAACUGAAGAAAAUAAGCUCUUGGCUAAAAAACAAACGCUGCAAUUUCUGUCCAGUCACCGCAAACGCAGAGAAGGCAUAAAUAAUUUUUCUGCAAAUUUGGCAACAACUCUAGAGGCGUGGAGAUAUUUGUCAAAAAAAAUACAAAAAAAAAAAAAACAACAACGCGAGUGCACGUGUGUGUGAGUGUGUGUUGUCAAGUGCCCCUGUGUGUGUUUCUGUGUGUGACAGAUAAAAGAAAAGGAGAAAAAAAAGAAGUUGUCGAAAGUCGUGAAAGAAAAUUCAAGCAAAAUAGUGCAAGCGCCACAGGGAAAUUGUCCGGAAAAAUCGCAAAAUCCAUUGUUUUUUGCCGGCAUCUUAAUGACGUCACAUCGUGGUGCAAACAACAAGAGCAAUAACAACUGCAACAUCGCGCGUGUUUAGUUACACACACACCAGCGUAUCGACAAGCAAGAAAAAAAAGGUUAAAAAUACAUUUUCCAUCGGCGCAAAAGUAAAACAAUAAACAAAUACAAAUACAAAAAAAUACAGCAGCCCAACAACAAUUUCAACAACUUCAACUUUGCCAGCAACAACUACAAGAGCAACUACAGCAACAACAAGUCAGCUGGACUACCGAAGAUAAUGUAAAAUCAGCUUACACACAAAAAAAAGCAGUAAAAUAAUAAAUAAAUACAGAAAAUUAACAGCUGCGUUUAUCCAUAGAUAUAAACACACACACACACAUCUAUAUAUUUAAAUAAGCGUUCGUUCGAUUUGAAUCAAAAUUAUAGCCCAAGCUAUCUAUCAGCUACCCCCAAGCUUUUUACUCCACAAAAACGCUAACGAACAAAAUUGAUAAAAAGCAGAAAACAACCGAAAUCAUACCAUCUACCAUAGAUCUAUAUGCUAUAUACAUAUAUAGGUGCUGAUCUGUGCUGAUCUGUGCUGAUCUGUGCUGUUGAAAUUAGUGUUUUUUGUGUGUGCGUGUCGCGAGAGGAGCGAAUAAAUAAAGUAAAAAUAAAAAUAAAAAACAAAAACUUUCUCUAGUCGCUAGGCUAAAAUAUAUAAACUCCAGCUAAACCCAGAUCCGUAAACAGCAAAUAGUUAUAUAUCUAUAAUCCCGUCACCGAUACCGAACCUAUACCGAUACACAAUGGCCAACGUUGUGAAUAUGAACAGCCUGUUCAACGGCAAGGAUUCGCGCUGGCUGCAAUUGGAGGUCUGUCGCGAGUUCCAGCGCAACAAAUGUUCGCGCCAGGACACCGAGUGCAAGUUCGCCCAUCCCCCGGCCAAUGUGGAGGUCCAGAACGGCAAGGUCACCGCCUGCUACGACAGCAUCAAGGGACGCUGUAAUCGUGAUAAACCGCCGUGCAAAUAUUUUCAUCCACCACAGCAUCUGAAGGAUCAGUUAUUGAUAAAUGGACGCAAUCAUUUGGCCCUCAAGAAUGCACUGAUGCAACAGAUGGGCAUCGCGCCCGGCCAGCCGGUCAUAUCGGGCCAAGUGCCAGCCGUGGCCACAAAUCCCUAUCUGACUGGCAUUCCGGCCAACUCGUACAGUCCGUACUACACAACGGGACACCUAGUGCCCACCUUGCUGGGUCCUGAUCCCACGACCGUGGCUUCCCAGCUGGGACCAGUGGUGCCCCAGGCGGUUCAGGUGGCCCAGCAGAAAAUACCACGAUCCGACAGAUUAGAGAUGUGCCGCGAAUUCCUGCGCGGCGCCUGCAAACGGGCGGAGUCGGAGUGCCGGUUUGCCCAUCCGCAGGAGAGCGUCGCCAGGCACGACGACGGCUCGAUUACGGUUUGCAUGGACGCCGUGAAGGGCAGGUGCGCACGCGACCCCUGCCGCUACUUCCAUCCCCCCCUGCACCUACAGGCACAAUUAAAAGCGGCCCAAACACGCGCCACCGCUGUCGCUGCUGCAGCUGCGACCUCACCUCUUGCGGCACACCAUCACCAGCAACAACAACAACAGCAACAACAAUUGCAACACCAGCUGAACAACAUGAACAACAACCACAGCACCGCUGGCACAGCAGCCACCUCGACAACAGCAACAACCACCACAAACAACGCCGCUGCCGCCGCCGCCGCUGCUGCCGCCGCCGCUGCCGCCGCUGUCAUGGGCCAUCACACACUGGAAGUGGGCAAGAAGCGGGCGGCGGACACAACCGAUAUGUUUCCACUGAUGGAUGUUAAAACGGUUGGUUCAUUUUACUAUGAAAACUUCCAAUUCUCUGGCAUGGUACCGUUCAAACGUCCAGCUGCCGAAAAGUCUGGCAUUCCAGUUUAUCAGCCCGGUGCGACCGCCUAUCAGCAGCUAAUGCAGCCCUAUGUGCCAGUCUCAUAUGACAAGGUCGAGGUGAUUGAUCAACGUGUUGCUGUCUGCCGCGAUCAUGCCAACAGCCAGUGCCGCCGCAAACAGUGUAAAUACUACCACAUACCGAUUGUCCUGCCGCCGGCCAACAUCAUGGCGGCCAUGAUCACCAGUCCCAAUGAUCAGCAGCCAGCUGUCCCAGUGGCCACAACAACAGCCAAUCCUGCGGCAGCAGCAGCAACAGCCGGCUACAACGGCGCCAGCAACUUGAUCAUCAUCGAGCCGCAGCAGCAUCAGCAACAGCAGCAGCCGCAGCAGCAGCAACAGUUCAGCUACCACAGCAACAGCAGCAAUAACAACUACUAUCACAGCAACGCCAGCAAGCAGGCCGCCCAUACCGCCAGCAACAUAUAUCAACAGCAGCAGCAACACGCGCAACAGCAGCAACAUCUGCAGCAGCAGCAACAUGCGCAACAGCAACCACACAUCACCUACCACUGCAGCUCACCCUACUCCCCCUCGUCGGCCUCCUCGUCGUCCUCCUGCUCGAUAGCCACCUCGCCCACCCUCUCGUCGGCCACCACGCUGUCCACUACCUCGACGGCCACGAUGCCCACCCCGCAGCAACAGUACCAGGGUCCGGCUGCAACGGCGACCUUUCUGAAGGCCCCGGCGGCCUACUACACCGAUGCCACGCCCACUCUGGUGCUGAGCAGCGACUACAACUCCAACUGCAUCCCCAUUCAGGCCACGCCGUUCAUCUCGCUGCAGGCCGCCCCGCAGCAACAUCUGCUGAAGUACACCACCCAGGCACCGCCGCCGCAGCAGCAACAGCACGCCUUUGUGGGGCAUCACUACCAGACGCAGAUGGGCCAGGUGGUGGCCACCACCGUGGCGGCUCUUCCGGCCACCACGAUCACCGUGGCGCCGGCAACGGUGGCGUCUCCAUCGAGUUGCAUCUAGGAGAAGGGGUUUCUCAACCUGCCGCAGGGGGCAGCUCUGUUCAUUUUCCCAGAAACGUAUAUUAAGUCAUAGGGGUGGGUCACCUCAGAAAGCCAGAGGUUUGAAAACAAUAGUUAAGGUACAUAAAAGUAGGCAUUAUGUUUAAAAGCAUUAAAUAAUACAUUUUUAGAGAUUUCCUGUUUGAAGCCUUAAAAAAAAACCUUAAGUAAAGAUUUCAAAAAAUUAUAAUGCCUAGUCUUAGAAACCCCGAUUCAAGUUUUCAAAUCUCCAGAGAUUUCGGGUACCCCGCCGCAUAGGGUUUUUAUUAAAAGUUUUUGCCACCUACUUAAUUCAUUGGAAUACUCGUUUUUGUCAACUCCAACUUCACCUAGAUAUUUAUAUUGCAUAUACUCCUCACAACCUAAGCCACACAAUACGUAUACCAAUCAUGAAUACCCUAAAGCGAUGCUCUCUACACACUAGUCUCCAAGCUGUAUUGGAAAAAAUCAAAAAGCAAAGCAGAACUUGUCUAAAAAGGUCUAAAGUCUAAAAGCUAGUAACAAAAACUUCAAACAAUCACAUUCUACGAAACUCAAACAUUAAUACACAAAGCAGUAAUAGAAGUUUUUGAUGAAAAUUAAAGGUUGAUACGAACUAUUUACAAAAAUAAGAACCGAAAGUACUACUGGGGAAUAGAGGAUAAUGAACUCUGCAGAACUUUUUCGUACGUAUAGCAAGACUUUAAGGUUUAAGCAUACAAAUUGCACAUCAAGUGACAUGCAUUAGAGGGAAAAUAUUGAGUGACGACUCUACAAUAUUACAAAACCAAAACAAAAGAGAAAAAACGAAAAACUAAAAGAGUGUUGUUAAAUGCAAAAAAAAAACAAAAGAAAAUUAGCAAUUAAAAAUUGAGAAAAAAUGGAGGAGAGCGCAGUUGCAUUAAAAUUAGUUACAAACUAUUUUAAACUCUAGUGUUCCAUAUUUCAAUGCAAAUAAAAAUACAAAUACAAAUAAAGGUACAUAAAAGUGGAUAAACAUUUAGUGAAGAGUGUUAAUAUUAACUAAGGUUAAGUUUGACAAACAGUUCUCCAUGGCAAAUAGUCAAAAUUAAUCAAAAACAGAAUCUACAUAGGCCAUAGUUAAGCAGCAAGAACAAUUAAUAAUAAACAUAUAACAAUAACAAUAAUAAUAACGAUAAUGAGGAUAAAAAUUAAGAUGAAGAUGAAGAUGAAAAAGUACAGUCACGUCCUAUUUUUGCAACAACGAUUUACUACAAGCGAAAGGCAAACGAUAUGGAGGUUUUAUUAAGCAGAAAGCAGAGAUCAGAUACAGAAAACAGAGUAAAGAAACCAUAAUCCUUUUUUACAUUUUAUAAUAAUGAUCAAGAUAAAUCAGCAAAACUACAGCAAAAGAAAUCAUAUUUUUUAUAUACAAAAGAAGGAAGCAUCAAAAACCACACAGAUAAACAAAAUCGAGAUGGGGUAAAGAACAAGAAAUUUAAUCAAAUCUAAAGGAAUAAGCAUUUUUUGCAACAACAAACAAAGACGGAGACUUUUUUAAAGUGUAUAAUUAACCACUCAUUUAGCUGAAUUCUCUAGUAAAUGAAAAUGAAAAUAACACAAGCUCACACUGAAAUCGAAAUUAAACCGUACUAUAUCUUCCUAUGUAAUAAAGAUUUGUGACUUGGUUUUUUUAUACACUCAAGAACGUAUUUGGAACACACAGAAUAACAAUUACAAUAAAUUGCAGAAUGGAAACUACUUAUUAUAUACAAAAUAUAUACUACAUAUAUUUAUGUCUGUACACGUAUAAAUAUAUACAUUAACACAAAUAUAUUGAUUAUAUAUAUAUAUAUACAUAUAUAUAUAUAUAUAUUUACUAAUGGCAACUAAACAUGAAAUGUGAUCUUUUAAAGAAACAAAGAAGAAGAAAGAAAAAUAAUAAUUGAACAAAUGCAGGAGGCAGAAUUGGAUAAAGGUAAAAUGGAAUUAAAGUAAAACGAACUAGCAGCAAUCGAUUACCAGAGCCAUUGCAAGCAGGAUAGUUAAACGUAAUUUUAAAUUGGUUCCAUCUCGAGGCAAGCGUAAGAAUAUCUCCAUUCAAUAACGAUAACACCAAUAAUACUCGACAUCUAGCUAAUAAUUGUUCAACAAUAACAGAUUUAUCUCCAUAUACAUUUAAGGGCUGGCUAUAAUAUACGGAAAUUUGUUUUCUCAUCACAGUAUCAAGAUCACUAUCACUACUAUCUCACCUACCUGAGUUCCUCUCUCUCUAUCUAACACUCGGAUACCGACUCCAGCACCUUAACCUAACCACUCGUAGUACUAGACUUCAGCUCGCUCUCUUCGAAGCCUACGCAAAACUUAAUCGAUCACCCGAAAGUCGAAUCUUUCCCGUACUCCAAAUAAGAAUGCCUAAUAAGUUUCCGUCCAUUAUAAUCAGACCUUAAAUCUAUGUGCAACGACAGAAGACGAAAGUGGAACAGUUGUAAAAGAAUAACAUAAAAUUAACUAAAGUAAACAAGUAAAAUAAAUGAUAAAUUAUAAACACACAUACUCGUAGAUUCUCAAACUAAACAAACAAAAACUCGUCGACAUUUUAACAGUUACUAACAUUUAUUAUAAUAACGACAAAAUGAGUAAUACAAUAAGCUGCAACAAGAUGGCAAACAAAAAUAAACGAUGAAGUUUGUGUAAAAAACAAAGAAAUGUUCUUAAAAUAAAAAAUUUUGACAACAAAAAAAUGACAAAAAAAAUAUAUUAAAAUAAAACCAAAACCAAUAAGUGGAAAUGAGAAAUCCUAGUUACUAAGCAAACUAACUACAAACGUAUAGACACUAUAGAAUCAUUGUACCAUAAGAGAUUUCAGCGGAAUUUUGUUCGAUUUCGAUUGACAUCUCCACUAGUAUGUGUAGACUGGCAUGUAGCUCGACUACAUGGCCGCGCAUGUAGAAUAGCACGAGUUUGUAAACUAGAAACGAAACUUUUAUUUGCCUUAACAUCAAACCAAUAUAUACACCAAUAUAUAUACAUUGAUUUCGAUGCGAUCUGCGAUCCUUCAACCUUUUGAAUAGUUUCGAAAAGUAAUUUCCCUUGACGCUUGUACAUGGCGCUCCAAAAAGAAAACAAAACAAACGGAAACUAAAUAAUACCAGAAAAUAUUUCUGAAUCGAAGGGGGAAAAUGGAUUAAUGUAGUUAUGUCUAGAGUCUCCUUCAUUGUAAGUCAUAGUUAUUACUGUUAAUUUUAAUUUAUAUUUACACAUAUAUAUUAGAUCAUUAUGAUUAUUAAUUGUGAAUAUGAUGUGAUGUGUUUAUUGAAAGAAAAAACAAAAACGAAACUAAAACAAAAACAAAAAUACAAUUACUGAAUGUUGCAACGUAAAGAAAAACUAAAUGUAUUGCAUCCCUGAGAGCAAAGUGAGGGGAAAUUACAAGAAACCUUAUCGGGAAUGUGAGGGAAAAUCAAUUUUACUCGAAUUCAGAUGGUAAAGUAAGCGUAAUGUUAAAUUACCUAUGAUACUGUAAGUAGUUAUUCAUUUUUGUCAGGUGAUAUCAACGAAUUUUUCGAUAUGUUCUUCAAGCAGGGCUCACUCUCUGCACCCCACUCCAACCCCUAUAUAUUUCUAUAUUGUUUGUAAUUGAGUUAAGUUUCCGAUAUUAUUUCUUCGUCUAUUGUCGUUUUUUGUUUUGUGAUAUUCGCGGAAAGAGAAGAAAUUGGACGGAAUAAUUGUUGUUCGUUGUUUAUAUUUUGUGUUCAUAUAUAUUUUUGUAGUUUGUUUUAUUUUUUAUAAAUAUACAUUGUAUUAAACAUAUAUUAAAUAUACAUUAAUGAACUAGUAUAUACAACUUAACUAUACACAUAUACAAAUAAAGAUGAAUUGGAAUAAUA
Drosophila elegans is the source of this 7217-nucleotide messenger RNA. It is a transcript of the gene mbl, whose product is annotated as protein muscleblind. The transcript has 9 exons. Bases 1223 to 3349 code for a protein of 708 amino acids. Gene Ontology annotation, molecular function: metal ion binding. NCBI's taxonomy places the organism in Eukaryota, Metazoa, Arthropoda, Insecta, Diptera, Drosophilidae. The record is from RefSeq and is a predicted model, not a curated record.